This is a messenger RNA of Caenorhabditis briggsae, 555 nucleotides long. Gene Ontology annotation, cellular component: nucleus. The record is from RefSeq and is a predicted model, not a curated record. Gene Ontology annotation, biological process: cell differentiation; regulation of transcription by RNA polymerase II. Gene Ontology annotation, molecular function: DNA-binding transcription factor activity, RNA polymerase II-specific; sequence-specific DNA binding. The transcript has 2 exons. Bases 1 to 555 code for a protein of 184 amino acids. NCBI's taxonomy places the organism in Eukaryota, Metazoa, Nematoda, Chromadorea, Rhabditida, Rhabditidae.
AUGCCAAAAACCAAGAAGCUUUGUCUCCAACCAUUUCUUCGUGGACUACUCGAUGAUCCAUCCAAAAGUGACAUCAUUCGCUGGACCGACAAGUCAAAGAUGGAGUUUCGAUUCGUGGAUCAACACAAAGUUGCCGAGAUAUGGGGAGCCACCAAACCAGGACGAAAGGCCAAGAUGACCUAUGACAACAUGUGCAAAUCGCUUCGGAAAUUCUGCAAGGACCGUGAUGGAUUGGAGAAGGUGGAAGGUAGACUCUGCAGUUGGCGUUUUCUAGAUUCUUCGAUCGAUUCUCAAUCUGACACUUUCACUUCUUCUGUGGCCACUCCGAAUGAUAAAAACAAGGAAUCUCCUCCCUUCAGUAUCGACCGUAUUCUCUUUUCGGAUUCCGGAAGUUCUGGAUCGUCUUCGGCAUCCCCUUCCAAAAACAUCACUAUGGAUUGGUUUCGGAUUGCUCAUCAAAUGAAUUUUCAAUACUUCACCAAUCUCAUUGCUCAGUACCAGAUGCUCCAAGCUAGUUCUCCAGAAGUUCAGUUAGACAUCAAUCCGUCUUUAUGA